AUGUCAGAGAAGAGAGGAAAGAUGAGUCUCUCACAGAAACAGAGUGUAAGAUCAGGAUCACAUGUGUCUGUGAAGAGUGACCAGUCAAAGGAUGAUGACAUGCCGAAGUUCAGUGAGAAAAAAACAUCUAUCAAAAGUGUAAGAUCAGACUCACAUGUGUCCAGCUCUGUGUCUGUGAAGAGAGACUGGUCAAAGGAUGAACCACCGAAAUUCAGUCAAGAAACAACAUCACGAACCAAACGGCUUCAGUAUGAAACAUUAGAUCCAGAUUUACAGUCUCACAGGAAACACAAGAAUUAUACAGACAGUCUCCUGCAGAUCUUCCAGGAUCUUGAGAGCACAGUAAUCACAUUUCUAAAGAAAGAACUGGAAAAGUUUAAGAAAAUAUUACAAAAAGAGGACACGCAAUACUUUGUGAAGGACUUUAUUGAGAACAGAUGCAGUAUGAAAGAAGCAGCUCUUGAUCUCACGCUCUACUUCCUGAGAGAGAUGAAGCAAGAUGAAGCUGCUGAUACUCUAGAAGAUGAGCUGAUCUUCAUUCAUCAGCUAAAGUGUAGCCUAAAGAAGAAGUAUCAAUGUGUGUUUGAAGGAAUUGCAAAGCAAGGCGACUCUACACUUCUGAAGAACAUCUACACAGAUCUCUAUAUCACUCAGGGUUGUAGUGAACAGGUCAAUACUGAACAUGAGGUGAGACAGAUUGAAGUUGCUUCCAGACGUCAUGAAUCACAGGAGAUACAGGUUGAGUGCAAACAUUUGUUUGAAGCACCUGAACAAGACAAGCAGAUCAGAACUGUACUGACAAAAGGAGUUGCUGGCAUCGGAAAAUCAGUCUCUGUGCAGAAGUUUGUUCUGGAUUGGGCCGAAGGAAAAGAAAAUCAAGAUAUCAGCUUCAUAUUUCCUCUUCCAUUUAGAGAGAUGAACUUAAAGGAGAAAGAAAAACUAAGUUUGAUGGACCUUAUAACUCAGUUUUUCCCAGAGACAGAAGGACUGAACCUCAGAAGAAGAAAUCAAUUUAAAGUCUUGUUUAUUCUUGAUGGAUUGGAUGAAUGUCGACUUCCUGUAAACUUUAAGGAUAAUGAGACGUGGUCUGAUGUUUCAUCACCAGCCUCUCUGGAUGUUCUCCUGACGAACCUCAUCAAGGGAAAUCUGCUUCCUUCUGCUCUCAUCUGGAUCACCAGCAGACCAGCAGCUGCCAGUAAGAUUCCUCCUGACUGUAUCGACCGGCUGACAGAGAUACGAGGAUUCAAUGAUGCACAAAAGGAGGAGUACUUCAGAAAAAGAUUCACGGAUGAGAAUCAGGCCAAAGAAAUCAUUGAUCAUGUUAAACAAUCAAAGAGUCUCUUUAUCAUGUGCCACAUCCCAGUCUUCUGCUGGAUUUCAGCCACUGUUCUCCAGAACAUUUUAGAGGAGAAAAGAAAUAAUGUUGUGAAAAACAAUCAGACUGAUGAUGUCUCCAAAACACUGCAGGAGUCAAAUACUGAAGACACUCCUAAGACUCUGACACAAAUGUACACACACUUCCUCAGAUUUCAGAUCCAGCAGAGCAGACGAAAGUAUGAUGGAGAACAUACACCAGAUGUUUCCUGGGAUAAAGAUGCCAUCUUUUCACUGGGGAAACUGGCGUUUGAUCAGCUGGAAAGAAACAAUGUGAUCUUCUAUGACACAGAUCUGGAAGCCUGUGGUAUUGACGUCUAUAAGGCAUCAGUGUACUCAGGCAUGUGUACCCAGAUCUUUAAGGAGGAAACAGGGAUCACUCUUGGUACCAUGUACUGCUUCGUUCACUUGAGCAUUCAAGAGUUUAUUGCAGCCCUUUAUGCACAUCUGUUUCUAGACAUCAAGAAGAUAAGUAUAUUUGUUCAUGAGUCGACAGAACAGGAAAACAAAAGUGAAAACAUGAUUGAUUUGCUCAAGACUGCAGUGGACAAGGCACUAGAGAGUGAUAAUGGACACCUGGAUCUUUUUCUUCGCUUCCUCCUUGGUUUGUCUCUCCAGUCCAAUCAGAGACUCUUACAGGGUCUGUUGACACAGAAAAAUAGAAAUGAGCAGAGCAAAGAGGAAAUAGUUCAGUACAUCAAGCAGAAAUUUGAAGCUAAUCUGUCUCCAGAGAGAUCCAUCAAUCUGUUCUACUGUCUGAAUGAACUGAACGACCAAACUCUGGUGAAAGACAUUCAGACCCACCUUAGCAAAGGAAGUCUCUCAUCUGCUGAUCUUUCACCUGCCCAGUGGUCUGCUUUGGUCUUUGUGUUGUUGACAUCAGAGGAGGAGCUGGAGGAGUUUGAGCUUCAGAAAUUCAAGAAAUCAGACGAGUGUCUCAUUAGAUUAUCAGCGGUCAUCAAAACCUGCAAAAGAGCUCUGCUAAAUGAUUGUGGUUUAACAGACAAAAGCUGUCCAGCUCUGGCUUCAGUUCUUGGAUCAGAUACCAAUCUGAAAGAGCUGAACAUGAACAAUAAUAAUCUGCAGGAUUAUGGAGUUAAAAUGCUCUGCACUGGAUUGAAAAAUAUUAAUUGCAAAUUAGAGAUACUGAGACUUUCAGACUGCAGUAUCAGUGAAGAAGGUUAUAAAGCUCUGUCUUCAGCUCUGAGAUCAAACCCUUCACACCUGAUAGAGCUGGAUCUCACAGGAAAUGAUCCUGGAGAAUCAGGAGUGAAGCUGCUCUGUGAUUUACUACAGGAUCCAAACUGUCAACUCAACACACUGAGGUUUUUGGGUCCUGCUGCAGAUGAAGGCUGUCAGUAUGUGACUGGAAUUGUGGGUAAAAACCCGUUACUCCUGAGAGAGCUGGAUCUGAGUGAUCAUAAACUAGGAGACACAGGAGUGAAUCAGAUCUCUGCUCUACUGCAGGAUAAACACUGUACACUCAACACACUGAAAAACACCUCUGAUACAAUCUCAGAAAAAUCUCUUUCUGUCUUCAGUCUGUGGAGGUGCAGUAUUACAGAGAAACAGUGUCUCAUCCUGACUUCAGCUCUGAAAUCAAACCCAUCACACCUGAGAGAACUGAACCUGAGCUGGAAUAAACUACUAGGAGACUCUGGAGUGAAACACCUCAGUUAUCUACUGAUGAACACACAAUUCAAGCUGGAGAAACUAGAUCUGUGUGGAUGCAGUAUUACAGAGAAACAGUGUCUCAUCCUGACUUCAGCUCUGAAAUCAAACCCAUCACACCUGAGAGAACUGAACCUGAGCAGGAAUAAACUACUAGGAGACUCUGGAGUGAAACACCUCAGUGAUCUACUGAUGAACACACAAUUCAAGCUGGAGAAACUACAUCUGUGUGGAUGCAGUAUUACAGAGAAACAGUCUCUCAUCCUGACUUCAGCUCUGAAAUCAAACCCAUCACACCUGAGAGAACUGAAGCUGAGCAGGAAUGAACUACGAGGAGACUCUGGAGUGAAACACCUCAGUGAUCUACUGAUGAACACACAAUUCAAGCUGGAGAAACUAGAUCUGUGUGGAUGCAGUAUUACAGAGAAACAGUGUCUCAUCCUGACUUCAGCUCUGAAAUCAAACCCAUCACACCUGAGACAACUGAACCUGAGCGGGAAUCAAAUAAGAAACCCAGGAGUGAAUCACUUAUGUGACGUACUGAAGGAUUCACGCUGUAAACUGGAGAGAUUGAGUCUUUAUUUCUGUGGCAUUACAGAUGUUUCUUCUUUAACUCAGUCUUUGACAAACACAAAAGCUCUGCAGUUUCUAAAAGAGCUUGAUCUGAGAGAGAAUAAGAUUGGAGACUCAAAGCAGAAGCUCAUUGAUGUGCUACGAGACUCAAACUGUGAACUGAUAAGGAGUUAAAUCACCAGAAGCUGAUAAAUGCUGUGUAUCAUAAAGUGAAGUGGUCUUGAGAGGAGCAGUAAACAUCAGCUGAAGAUCCACAGAAGAGCUUCACUACUGUGUCUAUGAGGAGAAAUAAAUGUGUGAUAAAUGUGUAAAUGUGAUCCAUACAGGUGAAGAGACUCAGACUUUACAAUCAAAUAAUGCAGCAUGUGUGUUAGAAACAUGAUAUUGAAUGAUUAAUGUUGCUUUAGUAUUCAAGCAGAUGAUCAUUGUGUUUAAUGUAAAGCUGGAACAGAGGAGGAAGAAGCUCAGAUGAGUCUGUCUGGCUCUUCAGUUUAAUAAUAUUUCUAUUAAACUCAUUCAUAAUGAUUCAGAUGUUUAAAUGUGAUUGUCAAGUGCAGC
Molecule: messenger RNA, 4176 nt
Organism: Carassius carassius (crucian carp)
Lineage: Eukaryota; Metazoa; Chordata; Actinopteri; Cypriniformes; Cyprinidae
Product: NACHT, LRR and PYD domains-containing protein 12-like
Exons: 16
Coding region: 1-3792 (1263 amino acids)
Molecular function (GO): protein binding
Source: RefSeq, a predicted model, not a curated record